CUGGAGUCCGGAUUUCCCAGGAGCUGGAAGAGAGAAGUUUGCCUGUCUUGGGUGGGCAAAAGAUGGGGGAAGACCUAGGCCUCUAGGCAAGGAACAUCAUUGACUUCUAUGUAGUUUCCUGCAGAACCACAAUAUUCUCCGUGUUCAUCAAGAGAGAGAAACACACACACCCAAAUGUAGACAGGGGAAACCUGCAGCCAGAAACUGGGUUUUGAAACAGGAUUGUCUGAGGCAAAAGGUUUGGGGUUGAGCUUGGAUAAAAGGCUGGUUCUGUCCAGAGCAAAAGAGAGAGGAAGACAGCGGCCCACGUUGGUCCUCACACUUCUGGGGCUGAAGGCCGCCGCCUCAGAACAGGAAUGAAAAUGGAGGACCGGGACACAGAAGGCCUCAAACCAUUGCCAGGGUUGGAAGGAAAGGUCAAGGGGUCUCAUGCCGUCCCAUUUGGGGCCACGAGGGCGUUUCUCGGGUGGGCGCCAUCCCAACAGGUCAAGCAGGAGCACGACGAGGGGCUGCCUCAGUGUUGGGAGACCCAGUUGGAAGAAUUCCCUAAAGCCGGAGAAUCUCCUCAGUCUGGACGGAGGAACGUGCAGCUGCUGGAGCCCAGCCCCUGGGACGACACCAAGGCGUUCCUCGCUUCUUUCAAGGGGGCCGUGGAAGCCAGCCGGUGGUGUCGCGAAGAAGGGGGGCACCGGCUCGUUCCGGGACUGGAAAGGGCAGGCUUCGGAGCAGCGAAGGAAGAGAUCCCAGGAGGGGAGGCCCUGAGCAGGGACACGCUCCGCCAGCGCUUCCGGGAGUUCCGCUACCAGGAGGCCGAGGGGCCCCGUGAGGCCUGCGGGCGGCUCUGGUACCUCUGCCAUCGGUGGCUGAAGCCGGAGAGGUUCUCCAAGGAACAGAUCCUGGAGCAGGUGAUCCUGGAGCAGUUCCUGACCAUCCUGCCGCCGGAGAUCCAGAGCUGGGUGAGGGGAAACGACCCGGAGGCUUGCGCCCAAGCGGUGGGCCUGGCCGAGGAUUUCCUGCAGAUGAAACAGGAGGCCGAGAGGCAGGAGCAAAAGCAUGCUCAUCUGGAGAGUGACCCGGAGGCCUCCCACUUGGCCGUGGAGCACUUCCCUUUGUCUGAUCCCAUCCCGAGCCCGCCGGACGUGGACCUUCCCUCCCCGGAGCCCCGGAGGCGGAGGGACGCCUGGUCCCGCAAGGAGACCAUUGCCUUCAUCGACAUCUGGAAAGCGGAGGACGUCCAGAUCGCCCUGGGCCAGCAGUACCGCAACAUGAAGCUCUUCGCCUGGAUCGCCGACCGGCUGCGGGAGCGGGGCUUCGAGCGCGACGCCGAGCAGUGCCGCAGCCGGGCCAAGGACCUCAAGCGGGGCUACAAGGAGAUCAAGUGCGGCAACCUCCACUCGGGCCGGGCCCCCAAGACCGCCCCCUACUUCAAGCUCCUGGAGCAGUUCCUGUGCCUGCGGAAGGGCAUCGUCUGCGGCAAGGUCUGCGGCGCCGGCGUGGUGGAGCGCCUGGACAAGAGGCGGAAGCGGCUGCCCCUCAACCCCAUGGCGGCCACCAGGAUCGCCCGGGAAGGCGCCGAGGCCCCGGAGCAGCACUUCGUCACCCCGGCGCUGCGGGCUGCUGCCGCCACUCCCGAGGUGCUCCGGGCGAGCCCCAGCAAGCAAGGGCCACAGGCCCAGGAAGCGCCCAAGGACGACGACGACGACAACGUGCAGAUUGUGGAGAAAGAACAGCCGCCUCAGAGCGCGGACCUCCCGUUGCAACCCAAGGAGAUUCCAGCGGAAGCUCAGGCGGCCGAGGCUGCAGAUGAGCCCAAGAGGCUCCCGUUCUGCGGCACCGACCGCAUGCGGUACAGGCGGGAGCGGAACUGGAGGCAGCGCCUGGAGUCCACCAGGCGCCUGACGGACUCGACGUCGUCGUCGUCUUCCAAGACGAACUCCGACCUAGUGGACACCCUCCGGCAGCUGCACCAGCAGGACCUGCGGGCGUUUGAAAACACGCGGCAGGAAGAACGGGCGGAGGACAAGCAAGAGCGGCAGCAGGAGCAGCAGGAGCGGCAGCAGGACCGGGCCACGACGCACCGCAUGAUUGCUGCCAUCGAGCGCUCCCACCAGACCCUGGCCGAUCUCAUGGGGCGGCAAACAUCCGCCAUGGAGGCCAUCGCCACGGCCUUUUCGGGCCAGAGGUACCCCUCCCCGGGCCCCUUUCCGGGCUGCGAUACGUCCCCGGGGUUCAGCCCCCCGGGGUCCGCUCAGCAGCCUGCUCCUGACUCCAACGAGAGGCAGGCCGAAGCCUUCGGGAACGGUGCCACGGCGCCCCUGCGUUCCGCAGCUCCAGAGGAACCCGGGUCGCAAAACAAUACCCCGGGGCUGGACCCAACGCCGUCCCUCCUUGGCCCUUCCACCAGCAUCCGGGCCGAACCUAAUCCCCUGCCCAUCCUGAGUCCUGGGGGCGUCUCGGGCUCCUCGCCUGCCGCCCCUCACGCGGCCGGCACCAGUCCAAAGCAGGGCGCGAAGAGGAAAAAUUGCAAGAUGGCUUCAGAAGAGGAGAAAGAGCGGAUGGAUGUCCCUUUGAGCCUUCAGGAAUAUUUUCCAACUAAGGGACCAGGUGAGAAAAUGGCGGAGCGGAGCCCGUUUGGUCCCAGUGGACGAGAUGUUUCUGAGGGAACCGGAAUGAGUAACCACGCCACCCUGGUGAAAAACGAAGACAUAUUGGCGUGUGAGAAAGAUGCCGUGAGAAUGGCGGAAAUGUUUCCGUCGGAACUGGAGGACCCCCAGCUUCCGGACGCCCCGCGCUGGGAGGAUAUUUUUCUGACCUCCGUUGAACAAGCAGUCAAUACCCAACCGGGUAAGUGGAUGUCCCAACUCAUCCCAGGCCUCAAAGAAGGACAAAGGUUUGAGGACAGGGACGCGGGAGACUUUGGGAAGGUGAAGGCGGCCAUCUUGCGGGUCGACGCCAUCAGCACGGAAGUCCAGCGGCAACACUUCCGUCGGUUUCUGUACAAGGAGGCCGACGGGCCCCGCGAGGCCUGCAGCCGGCUCUGGUUCCUCUGCCAUCGGUGGCUGAAGCCGGAGAGACACACCAAGGAACAAAUCCUGGAGCUGCUGAUCCUGGAGCAGUUCCUGGCCAUCCUGCCGUUGGAGGUUCAGAGCUGGGUCAAAGAUGGCUGCCCCGAGACGUGUGCCCAGGCGGUGACUUUGGCGGAGGAUUUCCUGCUGAGGCAGCAAGAGGCCGAGACGCCAACGCAGCAGGAACCAGGACUGUUUGAGGAGGAUGGGGUGAGUUCCCCAACAGCAGAGGAACCUUCGUCGGACACCGACCAGCAGCCGCUGUGCCUGGAGAUCAAACAGGAGGGCGUGGGGGACGUUGGCACGCUAGGUAAUCUGUGCAUCAUUGAGAAUGAUGCAGGGAGUCCACAGCCAGAGAAGAGCGACCACGAGCCAUGUGGGGUAGCAGAGGGAGGCGUGGAACAGCCAUUUCCCCUCCGUUGUGAGCAAGGAGAUGCUUCUGAAAGUCAGAAGAGGCCGGAGAAACCACCGAAAAAAAACCCACGGAAGAGGGUCCAAAAAUCCAUUCCUUUGGAGGGGUGUUAUGAAGAUCUCACGGUGGCCGCACCAGAAAAAGAAACCAAUGAUGACGAGCCACCGAUCAAGGUAAGAGUAUGUGAAGAAAGCUUCAGCCAGGGUUCGGAUCACGCAGGAGAGAAAAUCCACAAGUGUUUGGUGUGCGGCAAGUGCUUCAGUCUUCGGUCGCGCCUCAUCGUCCAUGAGAGAACCCACACGGGAGAGAAGCCGUACACGUGCUCCGAUUGCGGGAGAAGCUUCAGCGUGAGCUCCAGUCUUAUAGCUCAUCGGAGAACCCAUACAGGGGAGAAGCCUUACAAAUGUUCUCACUGCGCCAAGAGCUUCAGCGUGAAGUCGGGACUGAUUGCUCACGAGAGGACUCACACGGGAGAGAAGCCGUACAAGUGCCUGUACUGCAGCAAGAGCUUCCGUCGCAAUUCGGGUCUCGUUAGCCACCAGAGAAUCCACACCGGGGAUAAGCCAUACCAGUGUUCGGUGUGUGAGAAAAGCUUCAGCGACAUCUCAAACCUGAUUACCCAUCACCGGAUCCACACCGGGGAAAAACCGUAUAAAUGCUUGGAGUGUGGGAAAAGCUUCAGCCAGAGCUCAUACCUUAAUAGCCACCAGAGAAUCCACACGGGGGAAAAGCCGUACGAAUGCUCUGAAUGUGGGAAAACCUUCAGCGUGAGCUCUCGGCUUAGGAAGCAUCAGAGAAGCCACACGGGCGAGAGACCAUUUAUAUGUUUGGACUGUGGGAAAACUUUCAGUGAAAGCUCAGAUCUUCUUGCGCAUGAGAGGGCUCACACUGGGGAGAAACCCUAUCGGUGUUCCUUCUGUGGGAAAAGCUUCUUGCGCAGUUCAGAAGUAGUUAGCCACGAGAGAAUCCACACCGGUGAGAAACCAUACCAGUGCGGAGAGUGUGGGAAAAGUUUCAGCGUGAGUUCACGCCUUAGCGCGCACCGGAGAAUCCACACAGGGGAGAAGCCUUUUCAGUGCAUAGUGUGUGAGAGAAGCUUCAGUUACAAAUCACACCUCAUUACUCAUCAGAGAAUCCACACCGGCGAGAAACCCUUUCAGUGCUCAGUGUGCGGAAAGAGCUUCCGGGGGAGUUCUAGCCUUGUAGCACACGAGAGGACGCACACAGGGGAGAAACCGUACCGGUGUUUGGACUGUGGGAAAAGCUUUACUCAGAGUUCAAACCUCAUUAGUCAUCAGAGAAUCCACGCGGAAGGAAAUUCCUGAAAAAUUGGUCAGUUGCGCCUCAGUAGAUUAUCUAGCCUUCCUCCCCUCUCCUUUUCUUAACGAGACUUGGUUCUUUGGUACGUUGUUAGUGGCUCCUCGUCUCUCCCCUCUACUCCGAGAGGGAAAUUUUUCAGCAGUUGUGCUCUAGCAAUUAACUGUUCUCUUUUGCAGAGCAGGGCACUGGAAUAAACCCCUUUAAAAAUGAAUCAGGAGUUUGCCAGCCAUCCAAACCGAAACAGGUCGCACUUAAAGAUUGAACAUUUUUUUACUCUGUGAAGAUUGAUGCCUUGACUGCAUAAAGGGACAGCUGGAGAGAAAAUAAUCUCUGAAAUGCCUGUCGUGGCUCUGCUCUUUGGAUCUCCGGAUGUUUUUCUUCC
Messenger RNA from Elgaria multicarinata webbii, 5179 nucleotides. RefSeq lists its product as uncharacterized. Gene Ontology annotation, biological process: regulation of transcription by RNA polymerase II. Gene Ontology annotation, molecular function: DNA-binding transcription factor activity, RNA polymerase II-specific; RNA polymerase II cis-regulatory region sequence-specific DNA binding. Gene Ontology annotation, cellular component: nucleus. NCBI's taxonomy places the organism in Eukaryota, Metazoa, Chordata, Lepidosauria, Squamata, Anguidae. The coding region runs from base 357 to 4802 and encodes 1481 amino acids. The transcript is spliced from 7 exons. The record is from RefSeq and is a predicted model, not a curated record.